Molecule: messenger RNA, 1033 nt
Organism: Phragmites australis (common reed)
Lineage: Eukaryota; Viridiplantae; Streptophyta; Magnoliopsida; Poales; Poaceae
Product: PHD finger protein ALFIN-LIKE 3-like
Exons: 5
Coding region: 144-869 (241 amino acids)
Biological process (GO): regulation of DNA-templated transcription
Cellular component (GO): nucleus
Molecular function (GO): transcription cis-regulatory region binding; transcription coregulator activity; histone binding
Source: RefSeq, a predicted model, not a curated record
AUGCAGACGAACCCUUUUGCCUCGGCCGAAUCCAACUCCUGUGGUCGGCUCGACGGCCGCAGCUGCUGCCCUUCCGCCUCCCUCCCUCCUCCGCUCCGGUCGAGCUCGCCGCCCCCAGCGCGCCUCGGCGGGCAUCGUUUCGCAUGGAGAUGGCCCCCGCGCCCGUCUCCUCCAACCCGCGCACGGUCGAGGAAAUCUUCAAGGACUUCUCCGGCCGCCGCGCCGCCCUCGUCCGCGCCCUCACCUUCGAUGUGGAUGACUUCUACGGCUUCUGCGACCCAGAGAAGGAGAACCUGUGCCUGUAUGGCCACGCCAACGGGAGGUGGGAAGUGGCGCCGCCGGCGGAUGAGGUGCCGCCGGAGAUCCCGGAGCCGGCGCUGGGCAUCAACUUCGCGCGCGACGGCAUGCAGCGCCGCGACUGGCUCUCCCUCGUCGCGGUCCACUCCGACUCGUGGCUCAUCUCCGUCGCCUUCUUCUUCGGCGCCCCCCUCAACGCCAACGAGCGGAAGCGUUUAUUCAGCAUGAUCAAUGAUCUUCCAAGUGUCUUUGAAGCAUUCGUUGACAGGAAGCACGGCAGAGAUAGGUCUGGUGCUGAUAGCAGCGGCAAGUCCAGACAUUCAUCAAAGCGAGCAAGCGAUGGCCAUGCGAAGAAAUCUAGGUCCGUCGAAGAGUAUGAAGACGACGAAGAGCACAGUGAAACCUUUUGCGGAACCUGCGGUGGUCUCUACAACGCGAACGAGUUCUGGAUCGCCUGCGACAUCUGCGAGCGGUGGUUCCACGGCAAGUGCGUGAAGAUAACCCCUGCCAAAGCGGAGCACAUAAAGCACUACAAGUGCCCCGACUGCAGCUCGAAGAAAAUCAGGCAGUAGGUUGCAGUGUGCACCCGUCGUCGCUGACCCAUCUGAUCUGAUCAAACCAUACGUCCCACGCUAGCAGAUGUGAAUUCCUUUGUGAUACCAUGUGGUUGUAGGAUGAUGCAAAGGACUGAUAGUUGCUCGUUUUAUAAAUGGCUCGUUAACUGUCGGUGUCGAUG